This is a messenger RNA of Magnolia sinica, 3919 nucleotides long. Its product is annotated as protein FAR1-RELATED SEQUENCE 5-like. The record is from RefSeq and is a predicted model, not a curated record. The coding region runs from base 443 to 3709 and encodes 1088 amino acids. Lineage: Eukaryota; Viridiplantae; Streptophyta; Magnoliopsida; Magnoliales; Magnoliaceae. The transcript has 10 exons. Gene Ontology annotation, biological process: regulation of DNA-templated transcription. Gene Ontology annotation, molecular function: nucleic acid binding; zinc ion binding.
AAAGAGACGGUACUCCACCGGACCACCAAACCCUAAAAAAUUUCCCCUCUUUCGUUCCCUCUCCUUCUUCCCCUCCCUCUCUCUCUCUCUGCAACCCUAGCGAAAACCACCCUCGAAAUACCAAAGCUUCCAGCAGCGAAAGGUAGAAGAAGAAGAAGAAAAACCCUAGAUCUGGCCAUCAUCAAAACCCUAGAUUCUUCCAUUUCCGAGAGUUGUCAUGACGGGUUGACGGUUUUGUUCAAGACGAUGGCACCUUCGUGAAACCAAAGAUGUUGUCUGCUUCUUCUUGUUGAUUCCUAGAUAGUUGUGGCAAUGGUACAACCAUCUCAUGGAAAUCUAAGUGGCAUCAGAUCACGGGAUUUGUGACCUCUGAUAUCAGCUAUUCUCGGACAUAACUCGAUUUAGUUAAGUUAUAGAAGCUUGUGUGGGACGUGAUAGCAUCAUGGAAACUAGGUCAAAACUAAGAGCAUUGAGAGAAGGGCGGACGGGUACUCAAGAUGGGAGCGCAGAACGUACUCCUGCACCACGUCCUAGUAAGACUGAAGUUGUGCCAGUGGUUGUCGUGCCUCUUAUAGGCGAGGAUGGAACAGUUCUAGAACCGUACGUGGGUAUGGAAUUUGAUUCCGAGGAGGAUGCACGGAAAUAUUACAAUGAUUAUGCCAUGCGUACUGGUUUCGGCAGCCGUGUUAGUAGGAACCGCCGUUCAAGGAGAGAUGGAGAGAUCAUUGCUCGGGACUUCGUGUGUUUCAAAGAGGGUUUCCGUAUAAAGAGACAUGGAGAUAAUGGAAACAAAGCAAAGCGGAAUCGUAUUAACACUCGGGAAGGUUGCCUGGCGAUGAUAUCAGUGAAGAAAACAAGUAACGGGAAAUGGGUUGUGUCGAAAUUUAUAAAAGAGCACAAUCAUGCGCUACUUAGUCCAAGUGAAGCAAGUUGCCUUCGAUCACACAGGAGUGUAUCCGGUGCCCCAAAAAAGCUGGAUGUUGAACCUCUCUCUGAUAAGGAUCGUGAAUUGAUUGAGAAGUUUGAAGGAGCUGAAAAUUUAGAACCGUAUGAGGGUAUGGAGCUUGAGUCUGAGGAAGCUGCGAGGAUAUAUUACAGUGUGUAUGCAAGGCGUGUUGGUUUCCGCAGCCGUAUCAGUAAGAAUCGCCGUUCAAGGAAAGAUGGAAAAAUUAUUGCUCGGACGUUUGUGUGUUACAAAGAGGGCUUCCGUAUCAACAGGAAUGAUAAUAAUAAUAAUAAUAAUACUAAUAAUAAUAAUAAUAAAAGGGAUGAUGGUUCUUAUCGACCGCGAGCAGUUACAAGGGAGGGCUGUGAGGCAACAUUUACGGUAAAGAAAUCAACUAAUGGGAGAUGGGUUGUUUCAAAAUUUGUAAAAGAGCAUAACCAUCCACUACUCGAUCCAGGUAAAGUGCGUUGGCUUCGAUCUCAUGCCAGUGUAUCUUAUGCUCCAAGAAGAUCAGUUGAUUCUGAUGGGAAAAGAAUAGCUGGGAGUGAAAUGAAGUCCUUGGCAAAAUCUGGCUUAAGUAGCAAUGCUGGCCUCACUGACCUAGAUAGUUUCAACCGUAGUCAAGCUAUUCGAAAGAGAAAAAAGAUCCCUGGUAAAGACCCGCAGAAUGUCCUAGACUAUUUAGAACACAUGCAAUCCGAGAAUCCUGCCUUCUAUUAUGCAGUAAAAAUUGAUGAAGAGGAGAAUUUGCGCUGUAUCUUUUGGGCUGAUGCAAGGGCAAGGAUGGCUUACAAUUACUUUGGUGAUGUGGUUCGUUUUGACACAACAUAUAAAUCCAGUCGAUACGAAGUUCCAUUUGCACCAUUCACAGGAGUCAACCAUCACCAACAGUCAACGUUCUUUGGGUGUGCUCUACUAUACGAUGAAACUGAAUCGACAUUUGUUUGGUUAUUUAAUACAUGGGUUGAAGCAAUGUCUGGACGUCAUCCGAUCACGAUAAUUACUGACCAAGAUGCAACUGUAGAAGGAGCAGUCACUCAGGUGUUCCCGAAAAGUCGGCACUGCUUUUGCAAGUGGCGCAUCUUACAGAAAGCCCCAAAGCAGUUGUCUCAAGUAAAUCGUGCAAAUCCUGCCUUCCUUGGGGAAUUCCAGAAAUGCAUCAACCUAUCAGCUUCAGUUAAUGAGUUCGAAUCAUCCUGGAAAUCACUGAUGGAUAGAUACGGAAUUAAAAAGAACGAGUGGCUUCAGUCUUUAUACACUGCUCGUCAAAAAUGGGCCCCAGUAUUCUUACAUGAUACAUUCAGUGCACAAUUAUCUCCAAUCCAAGAUAAUGAAUGUGUAAGCCCAUAUUUUGAUGGCUACGUGACUGCGAAAACUACCAUUGAGGAGUUCAUUAUGCAAUAUGAAAGAGCCCUUGCCAGUCGGUAUGAAAAGGAACUUGAGGAAGAUAUUCGAACAACGCACACCAAGCCUAACUUGAAGACGAGAUUGCCAAUUGAAAAGCAAGCAGCAAACGCUUACACAAGGGUAGUGUUCUUGAGAUUUCAAGAGGAAAUAUAUGAAAGCCUUGGUUAUGUUGCAAAUAAAGUUGAGGAUGGGGCAGUCAGCACUUAUGCGGUAUCCCCAUUUGAGGAUCAAAGGAGGGCAUGGACUGUUACUCUUAACAUGUCAGAGAGGAAAACAAGUUGCAGUUGCCUGAUGUUCGAGUCUUGUGGCAUUCUUUGCAGGCACGCAUUAAUAGUCCUGACAGUAUCAAAUUUUAUGACGCUCCCAUCUCAUUACAUCUUAGAGCGUUGGACAAGAAACGCCAAGAAUGUGGUUGGAUUGGAUAAACGAGGAAUUGCAACCCAAGCUAAUUGUCGGAAAUCUCCUUCCCUUCGGCACAGCUUUCUGUGCAAGCAGGCCAUUAGAUGUGCUGAGGUAGGUUCAACCUCUGUACAGGACUAUGAUGUGGCAAUGCGCGCUCUUCGAGAGGCUUGGGAAAAAAUUCUUGUUUCAAAAGAUAAGGAUGCUGGGAUCGCACAACUCGAAGGUUCGGUUGGUGGUCAGCGAGACAAUAACCACCUGCUGAAUGAUGCAAAUAACAUGAAUUCCAUGAGUUUGUUUGGCUCUCAACAGCCGAAGAAAAGAGGCCGGCCUAGGAAGUCCGGUUCGAAAACUGAUGGUGACAAGGUUGCAAAGAACAUGAGGAAAUGUACACUCUGCAAGGAGCCUGGCCACGAUAGCUCCAAUUGCCCAAGAUUGAGGCCCCUAGGGAACAGUUACAGCGCUGGUGGUGGCAUGCUUGUAGUGGAUGCAGGACCAAGUGAUUUGCAUGGCCGUGGCGGGAUGGUUGCAGAUCAACUUGGCCGUGGCGGGCUAGGUGGAGACCAACUUGGCCGUGGCGGGCUAGGUGGAGACCAACUUGGCCGCGGCGGGCUAGGUGGAGAUCAACUUGGCCGCGGGCUAGGUGAUCAUCUUGCCCGUGGCGGGCUAGGUGGAGAUCAUCUUGGCCGUGGUGGGCUAGGUGGAGAUCAACUCGGCCGUGGCGGGAUUAGUGGAGAUCAACUUGGCCGUGGCGGGAUUAGUGGAGAUCAACUUGGAUUUUCUGAAGGAAUUCUGGAUCUUUCACUGGGUGAUCGCUUUGACUCGCACGGCCCUUCUAGCAUCCAUAAUUUCGCACCUAGCAGCUUUUUUCAGAUUGCUUCUCUUGCAAACCCAAGGCUUCUCAAUGCAAAUGAGGAAUUCACGCUGACUGGGGGGCGGCCUUCAUUUGGACCCUGAACAAUCCUGAUGUGUUUUUAAUGACUGUUUUAUCUUACUUUGGCUUGUUCUAUCAUGGCCUCCUUAGGAUUUCUCCUGUUAUGGAUGUGUAAGAACUGGUACAAAAACAUCGAAAAAGAAAAAUCUUUAGGUGCUUUUUUAAUCAUGUUAACUCUGUGGAUCUUGCUUGUAGUUUUAGUUAUAUAUAAAUGUGUAUUUACUUACUAUUCA